GAAUGGGAACCAAGGAGGGAGGAGAUCACAACACAACGCCGCUGUCCCAUGCUCAGAGGGUUUGGAUUGAGUUUUACCUGCCUCUGCCUCAACCCUCUCCCUCGUUCCCUCCUCCCCUCCCCUCCAGCCCGACUGGAGCCGCAGAGGAUUGUUCAGUGAGGAUCAGAGCGCCUCUCGCUGCUCUGCCUGCCUCACGUUUGCACACCGGAAUGCUCCGGCAGGCGCACACUCAGACAACUUUCUCUCCCUCACACUCACUUACAUGCUCAUAAGCAGGGCAGGUAAACACACACACACACACACACACACACACACACACACCUCCUGUUAUCUGUGCAGUGUGAGCAGCUGUAUUUCACUCCUCCAGCACCGCAGCAGCAGCAGCAGUAAAAGGAGGAGGAGGAGGAGGACAUCACUGGACAUCAACAGAGCGUGCAGACGCCAUGGAGGAGACCCUCACCUGCAGCCACGUCACUUUCUCCCAGGUGUUCGGGCGCCAGGGACUGCUGAUGCAGGCCACCAUCCAGUCUCUGAACAGCCUGAACGACCAGAUCGCUCAGUUCAUGGUGACCCGACCCUGCAGUCUAGCUGAUGACGAUGAAGCCUUUAUGCCUGAAGAGAGGGACACCUUGAGGAAGUCCAUGACUCUGAUGAGACACCUGCUGAUGGACGCUCAGGGGAAAAUCCUUAAAAUGAUGGAAGACAACAAACAGCUGGCUCAGAGGAUUGAUGGGGCCAUCCAGUCCGCCACUCAGGAAGUGACGAACCUCCGAUCUGAGCUGUCCGCCACCAGCCGCAGACUGGCAGAGCUGGGAGCCAGCAGCCCCCCUGCCAUAGAGAACCACCACCAGCUCAACCACCACGAUGACAGCCUCCGCUAUCGAGAUCCAUCAGUGCAUCACAGGCAGAAGACGGUGGUGACGGACAUGUGCUACCCGACAGAGAUAUCCAGCCUGAUGGACUUUGGCACCCCAGACUGCUCGCUGGGCAAAGUGCUGUUGCAUGAAGAGGUGGUCCAGCUCCAAGAAGAGGUCCACCUGCUGAGGCAGAUGAAGGACAUGUUGAGCAAAGACCUGGAGGAGACCCAGGGAGGCUGCUCCGCCAAUCUGCUGUCUGCCACCGAGCUCCGCGUGCAGCUGAGUGACAAGGAGCAGGAGCUGGACCGAGCCAAGGAGGCCCUACAAGCCAUGAAAGCUGACCGAAAGCGCCUAAAAGUGGAAAAAUCAGACUUGGUGAAUCAGAUGCAGCAGCUGUACGCAACACUGGAGAACAGAGAGGAGCAGCUUCGAGAGUUUAUACGCAACUAUGACCAGCACAGAAAGGAGAGCGAGGAUGCAGUGAAAGUCUUGGCAAAGGAGAAGGACGUACUCGAGAGGGAGAAGUGGGACUUGAGGAGACAAACCAAAGAAUCCACGGAGCAGGCCACCAUCCUGCGCUCUCAGAUCGACAUGAAGGAGAACCGGAUCAAGGAGCUGGAGGCUGAGCUCACCAUGGCAAAGCAGUCUCUGGCCACUCUAACAAAAGACGUACCAAAACGCCACUCUCUGAUCAUGGCGGCGGAGCCUGUGGUGAACGGCAGUCAGGAGUGGGUGAUGCAGGCCGACCUGCCGCUCACGGCCGCCAUCCGUCAGAGCCAACAGACGCUCUACCACGGACACAUCACGGACAGACAGGCUGUGGUCAGGAUCAGCCCCUGCCACACCCGCCAGCCCUCCGUCAUCUCUGACGCCUCAGCGGCUGACGGGGACCGCUCGUCCACGCCGAGUGACAUCAACUCGCCUCGCCAUCGGACUCACUCCCUCUGUAAUUCCAUGGAAGACCUAGAAGACCAGAAGCGUAAGAAGAAGAAGGAGAAGAUGACUCUGGGAUCUUUAUCYCGAGUGUUCACUCGAGGAAAGCAACGCAAGUCUUUGGACCCCGGCUUGUUUGAUGACUCUGACAGCCUCAUACAGCACAGCAUGUCUGACGGAGAGGAGCAGCUGGACCGCCUCCAGCAGGCCGAGCUCACCCGGAACACCUGCAUGUCCCUGUGGAGGGCGGGGGCCGUCCGGGCCUGGAUGGAGGUCGUCAUGGGAAUGCCCAUGUACAUCCAAGCCUGCUCCGAAAAUGUCAAAAGUGGCAAGGUGUUGCUGGGUCUGACGGAUGAGGAUUUGGAGAUUGGGCUGGGCGUCAGUAAUCCACUUCACCGCAGAAAAAUAAGACUGGCCAUCGAGGAUUACAGAAGAGCUGAAGGGGAGCAGGGGCUUUCAAAAGCGUCUGAGAUGGACCACCACUGGGUCUCGACGUCGUGGCUGAGUGACGUCGGGCUGCCUCAGUACUGCCAGACCUUCCAGACUCACCUAGUGGACGGACGAGUGCUGAACUCUCUCAGCCGCAGAGACUUMGAGAAAUUCCUCAACAUUGGCGACUACUUCCACCAGACCAGCCUUCUUCUGGCAAUCCAGCUGCUGCAGAUGCUCAGCUUUGACAAAGAGGCUCUGCAGGCCCGACGGACAAAAUGUGAGCACCAAAACCGGGACCCCGUGGUUUGGACGUGCCACAGAGUGAUGAAAUGGAUCAGGGACAUCGACCUGGAGGAGUUCGCAGACAAUCUUCAGGGUAAAGGGAUUCACGGUGCUGUGAUCGCUCUGGAUCAGUCCUUUGACACAGAUGUCUUUGCCAACGCUCUGGGGAUCCCCAGCAACAAACACAUGCUGCACCGACACCUGUUUGAGGAACUGAAGUUACUCACUGCCCCUCUCAGCAAUGCAGAGCAGAACUCUAAGGUCAUCAAUUCUUCUCCUGUGGCUGUCAAUCAGUUUUCUGAUGAGAGGGUGUCAAUCAGAAGACUGGGAAAGGUUCACCUAAGGCUACGAGCAAACAGUCACUCUGUGGAGCGGAGUCUGGGCUUCCACGGCAGCUGUGGCUCUCUGCCCAGAGAGGCCCGGGUUCAGGCUGUCCCUCGAGUCAAAGGCAGCCCCGUGCACACCUACAAGAGCGUAGAAGUCACUAACGUGUGAAGCAGACACUGUUUACACUGCUGCUUUUAUUGUUUUAUAGCUGUUUACUGCUGAGUCAGGAGUUCUCUGAAUGGCACAUAAAAACUUAUUAAUUCAAAUUUCCUUUAAUUUCAACAAAUUUCACCAAGAUUUGUAAAUAAUGUGACAUGUUAUGUUUGUUUUGAAUAUUAAAAGAUAGCAUUGGGUUUGGUGUCAUUAAAAAAACUAAACUGACUGUAGAUGAGAUGAAAUAUGAAUAUUCUAAAAAUGUUCACAAGCUCUUUGCUGCUUUAWGUAAAUUAGGAGCUCUUUCUUCUUAUUUAAACUAUUCUAAUUAUUUAGGUGUAUUAUAUAUAAUUUAUUACAUAUGUAAGAUUCAGAAAAGAUAAGUUUUUAAAGCAGAGACAUGUUGCUUUCAUUCUGAGAAGGCCAUGCUCUGCUCUUCUAACACUAAUUACUAAAUAAAUCCAGUUAAUGCAAAAGUAGCAGCUUAGGUCUAAUUUAUAUAUUUUAAUGUUCCAGAAGCUGUCACAAACCCAUACGUUUUGUUUGCAACAUUUAUACAAAUUUGACAUUUAAGGAACAAAAUUCAGACUUUUUCGCUCACAGCUGAUUUGUAUUUUUGUCAUUGAAGUUAGAAACGAUCCAUCGCAGAAGUUGCACAUAUAUUUUGACGUACUCUGACAAAAAUAAGGUUUAAUUAUCAAGAAAUCAAUUUAUUGUUAAACCCACUGCAUUUAUUUAAAUGUGCUUUCAUUUACAAAGUGCUAAAAGGCAGGAAAACCAAAAAUAAUAUUCAAAAACAUCAGUUUAAUAAGAAACUAUCAAAACCAAUAGAAGUUAUGAGCAUCUUCUAAUUUCUUAUACGGGGCCAAAAGAUAUUAGCAGCAAGCUGAACCUCAAUUAUUCUGAACUUUUUUUUUUAAAUUCUAGCUCAGUUUUUGUUUUCUAAAAUCAGAGGAGCUAAAGUCUUUAUAUUAAUUGGAAAAGUCAGUGAAUUAAAACCAAUUACUGUUUUUUAGGGAUUAAAUUAAAACAGAAAUCUUCCAUCAUGGUUUAACUUUUGUCACAUAUAAAGACACACAGCUGAAUUCUGGGAUAUGAAAUCAUGAUGUGUAAAACUGAAUGUGUUUUAAUAAAGUCAACAUGUUGCUUUUCACUUUUGGAAAUUUACUUGUACAUUUUGUACAAUUUGUUUACAUUGUAAAUGCCAAACAAAUGCUUCCUGAUUUAAAAAAAAAAAACGUAUCAAAUCUGUCAAGUGACUGAGUCACUGAACGAAACCCCCUCCUUUCACAUUGUUUCAAACCGGUUCUCUUGCCUUUUUCUGGGCGUCUCCUUCAGUCACUGAAGUAAAGCUGUUUAAGCGGGAAGAUCAGACCUGCUCAAACUUGUAUAGCAGAAGAAAAGAUGGACUUAAACAUUGUUUUAAAGUCAACAUUAGCAUCCGUUUGACAGAAACUGUCCCUCACCAAGCUGUCAGCACAUUACAGACAGCUCAGCUGCCAGUGUGACAUUGUAAAUGAUGUUUUUUAAGAGCAAAAGCAUUAAAACUUGUGUUAACAAACAGAAACAAAAAACAA
Messenger RNA from Austrofundulus limnaeus, 4561 nucleotides. RefSeq names its product kazrin. Gene Ontology annotation, molecular function: protein binding. The coding region runs from base 444 to 2999 and encodes 851 amino acids. Lineage: Eukaryota; Metazoa; Chordata; Actinopteri; Cyprinodontiformes; Rivulidae. The transcript is spliced from 18 exons. The record is from RefSeq and is a predicted model, not a curated record.